Messenger RNA from Arvicola amphibius (Eurasian water vole), 1295 nucleotides. It is a transcript of the gene Cox7a2l, whose product is annotated as cytochrome c oxidase subunit 7A-related protein, mitochondrial. Gene Ontology annotation, biological process: regulation of oxidative phosphorylation; mitochondrial respirasome assembly; mitochondrial electron transport, cytochrome c to oxygen. Bases 86 to 430 code for a protein of 114 amino acids. The record is from RefSeq and is a predicted model, not a curated record. The transcript is spliced from 3 exons. NCBI's taxonomy places the organism in Eukaryota, Metazoa, Chordata, Mammalia, Rodentia, Cricetidae.
GCUUUGGGCGGGCCAAAAGGAAAGCGGGGUCCUUCUCUAGAGCGGUCGCACAGGCAGCGGCUCUGUGAAACCGGGCUCAGGCAACAUGUACUACAAGUUUAGCGGUUUCACGCAGAAGUUGGCUGGAACGUGGGCUUCGGAAGCCUAUAAUCCGCAGGGGUUAAGGCCAGUGGUUUCCACAGAAGCACCGCCUCUCAUAUUCGCCACACCGACUAAGCUGUCCUCCACUGUGACGGCGUACGACUAUGCAGGGAAGAACAAAGUUCCCGAGCUGCAGAAGUUCUUCCAGAAGGCUGACGGUGUACCCAUCCACCUGAAACGAGGACUUCCUGACCAAAUGCUUUACCGAACCACCAUGGCGCUGACUAUCGGAGGGACCAUCUACUGCCUGAUCGCCCUCUACAUGGCUUCACAGCCCAAAAACAAAUGAAUUAGCCUGCCGGGACUGGUUUACUUUGUGGCAUAAACCCUUUGAAUUUUCAGUUUUCUGAUUUCUUUUUUCCUACUUGGAUGGUCUACUAACAUUUUUGCAAACAAAGGAAAAGAUAAGAGCACAAGUGUUUAUCAGUUGUUUAUGAAAUGCAGGUGGCCUCUCAGAUGUCAGACUCAUUGGACAGUUAAAACUGUUGUUUGAGCCGGGUGGUGGUGGCGCACGCCUUUAAUCCCAGCACUCGGGAGGCAGAGGCAGGCGGAUCUCUGUGAGUUCGAGACCAGCCUGGUCUACAAGAGCUAGUUCCAGGAUAGGCUUCAAAGCUACAGAGAAACCCUGUCUCGAAAAACCAAAAAAAAAAAAAAAAAAACAAAAAAAAACUGUUGUUUGAGGGAGUGACACUGAGCCGUAUUUGUGCUCCUGAUUUCCCUGGAGGUUCUGGAUGGAAGUUGCUCACUGCCUCAUUAAUGGCAGAGAGCCUGUGCUCAGGGCGUCUGGGACCCGAGGCUGUGUCUAAGCAGGAACUCCAGAAGCCUUUCUGGGUUUAGGUGUGACUGAGGGAGGAAGACAGCAGCUGGAGAGGUCCAACAUGUGAAAUGAGGGCUUCGAGUUAGCCUUCUGGGGCUUUUUCCACCUUGCUGCGAAAUGUUAGUAGAAAUUAUUUACAAUCUGCCUGUUUGUUGGGCAGUUUGUUUCAAAGGGUUAUUGCUGCACCCAGCUCCUUAGUGAAAUUUUGUAUCUCUAUCAUGGAAAAGAGAACACUUGUCAGUGUUGCGCUUUAGAUGGCUGGACCAGAAAUUCUUCAAUAAUGCUAUGGCUAUAAGUCAUGAUUUAUUUGACUGUGGAAUAAAUACAUGAAUAAUAA